Dermatophagoides farinae (American house dust mite) is the source of this 1990-nucleotide messenger RNA. RefSeq lists its product as uncharacterized. Gene Ontology annotation, biological process: positive regulation of DNA-templated transcription. The record is from RefSeq and is a predicted model, not a curated record. Gene Ontology annotation, cellular component: nucleus. Gene Ontology annotation, molecular function: transcription coactivator activity; protein binding. Lineage: Eukaryota; Metazoa; Arthropoda; Arachnida; Sarcoptiformes; Pyroglyphidae.
CGUUUCAGAAAAUUGAAAUUGAAAUUUGCAAAUCCAGCCGGCAAUCAAAAAUUUUUCCAAAAAAUGACAAAUCAAUCCGAAACAAAGAAAUUGGGCCGAUCCGUAUACAACGGUUUUUUCAAUUGUCAGUGUUGGAGCAUUGCAGCGUGCCAUUUCAGAAUCCAAUUUUUCUUCUCGAAACAUCCAUUAAAAUGUUCUGUUCAUAAAGUAUAUGACAAACGAGUUGCUGCCAACGCUUCAAUUUUUUUUUUGUUAAAGUCCAUUGCAAUGCAUGCAAUUUAUCCAUUGCUUUAUUGUUUUUGUUUCUGAAUGUUUAUUUAACUGUAUAUCAUAUGAUAAUUCAGAAAUUAAUCAUCAAGCUGUUUAUUUAUAUUCGUUUGAUUGUUUCGUGGCUGUUGAAACAAACACACACACACAUUUUAUUAUCUCUUAUGUGAUAUUUUUAUUUGGCAUUUGUAAUUAAAGUUUGAAAAAAAUAAAUAUAUUGCAUUUAUAUACCUUUCAGGCGUAAUCAUUGGUUUGUCUUCGUGGUCAAUUGCAUUUUCAAUUCAUCAUUCAACCAACACAAUUAACCUUGAUUUAUACAUUUUCACAUUCUAUACUAGCCACGAUUGAUGAUUUACUUUUAAUAUAACUAUCAUUAUUGGAAAUGCUUCUUUUUACAUCUAAAUUAAAUUUACAACUCAUCAUUGUUUAAAAAUUUUAAAUUAUUGUUUAAAAAAACAUGGAUAAAAAGCGAUCCACAUCUUCAAUGUCUAUUUCCAAUACAUUCGAAUCAUUGCCACCAUCUUCCUCUUCAUCAUUUGCAAUGCCUAUUCAACCACCAGAAAGAAAUUUACUGGAUUUUCCAAAUGAAAUUCUACAUGAAAUUUUCAAAUUCAUUUCUUAUGAACAGAUUUCAAAAAUGCGACUCGUUUGUCAUCAUUUUAAUCGUAUCUGUUCAGAUAAAUUGAAUAAUGAAUUUAAUUCACUACGAAACUUUACACAACAUUUAUUUCAAACUGUUAAAAGUCAAAUGCCACGACGAGAAUCAGCACGCCGUAAACAUGCACUUGCUCGUGAAUAUGAUAUAAUCGAAACAUUGAAUAUGCGAUUAACAUUGUUACAGAUGACAUUCAGCAAGCACAUUAAACGUAAUCAUUGUUGUUUUUUUCCAGGCGAAAUUAUCGACGAAGUUCAUAGAAUUCUUAACUAUGUUAAACAGACGCCCGUCGUAAAUCGUGCAUACAAAGUAACGGAUGAAUUAUUCGACCUAUCAACAAUGGCAAUGGAAUAUUUUAAAGAAUCUAUUGAACCCAAAUUGCCUGACGUAAAUUAUCUAAUUCUUGAUUAUGAACAAUAUCCUAAUCUUCCAUCAUCAUUGUCUUCACUGGAAAAAGGCAUUAAUAGUAGCAACAGUUGCUGUAAUGGUAAUAAUCCUAAAUCUGCACGUUUGAAGCCAAUAUUUGAAUCAUCAUUAGGAAAUAAUAAUAAUCGAAAUAAACAAGCUGCAGCUGUUAUUGAUAAUUCCAAACUUAUCCGGUUAAACGAUGAUAAAAAAAAAGAAUCAUUAGUAACUUUGGAUUCAUUUGUCAAAAGUACGACAAUCCGUUUGAAGCGUUUGGAAAAAUCCAACACAGAACAUAAUCUAAUCUCACAAACAAUGAAAACUUCAAUGGAAUCAUCUAAACGUAAAUUUGGAGAGUAUCAAAAACAAUUUCGUAAACAUCAAACACAUCUAGAUGAAUUGGAUCGUAAACUGGAAGGAUUCAAUUUAAAAUUCAACCAAAUAUUAGAAGAGAUGAGCAAGAUGAGAGACAUGAUACAGAAACAAUCAGCAAGUUCAUUGAUGGAAGCUUCCACUCAAACAAGUGAACCGCACGAAAAAUCAAUCAUUAAAAUUCCUGUGGAUUCCACUAAACAGCGACCUCGACGAAAACGGCAAAAAGUAUCGGAAUGAAAUUUCAAUUUUUUUCAUCUUAAUCAUAAAAGUCAUUUUAUAAAUAGUAAA